UGCGGAAGACUAGUCUCAUGCUUUAAUGGAAGGACCUUGGAUGAUUGCCGGACACUAUCUCAUUGUGCAAAGAUGGCGACCUUUUUUCUUGGAAUCUGAGAAAUCAGUGAAGAAAAUUGCUGCCUGGAUUCGGAUACCAAACCUCCUUAUUGAGCUCUAUAACCAGAAAUUUCUAUGGAGAGUUGGGUCUACUAUUGGUCACAUGCUCAAAAUUGACCGGUCAACCUCAAUCCAUUCUAGAGGACGCUUUGCUAGGAUUUGUGUCGAAAUUGAUCUUGCUAAAAAACUUGUCCCUAGGAUCUCGGUUCUUGGAUCAGAACUCUAUAUUGAAUAUGAAGGACUGCACCAAAUUUGCUUCUCCUGCGGCAAGUAUGGUCACAGGUCUGAUUUGUGCACUGAUGAGCCGGUGGGUAAGACCGCGGGCCAUGAAGCUGGCGCGGAAGGGAACACUAUGGUUUCCGAAGAUCCACCAUCCGUCGAGACUGAGAACCAAAAUGGAAAGAAGCAAGAUUCUAGCGGUGGUAAUCAAGGGAAUCAAAUUUUCCCUGAUUUUGGGCCAUGGAUGUUAGUUAAACGUAACUUUAGGCGGAAUAAGGGCAUGAAUAAUCAAGGAAAGAUUGGAGGCAUGAUUGGUCAAGAUCUACCUAAUAAUCAGGAAAGAGAAUAUGAGGAAGAUAUGCCCACCAAUGCUAAUGGCUCACGUUUUAUUACUUUGAAUGAGGAAGGAAUAAAUUCUUUGGCUAAGAAUUCCAUGCAAGAGGAAGCCAUUAUAGCUUCAAGUGGGCCCGAGGCCUCAAAGGCCUUAAUAGUGAAUAAUAAGAGUCAAAUCAUUCAAAAAAAAGUCUUACAGGUUGGUGCAGGUAAAAAUCCACAAAGUGGUAAAAUGGGCCCCUUUAAUAAAGUUGGGCCACAAGGAUCUGAAAAAUGGUUAAAGCCUAAUCCUAAAAUGAUCAUCAAGAAUCCUUCCUCCUCUCCUGAAGCUUCCAAGAGCAUUGUCACCGUGUCUCCUACGAAGAAGUCUCGUGAAACUAAUGAUAUAGAAGGGGUAGUGAUAGAGUAUAUGCGAAAACUUCAAAGAGAGCAGAAUGAGGCUUUUGUUGCUAUGAAGCAAGUUGCUACAGGUCGUGAAGGUUUUGUGGUGAGGAAUAAUCCUCUACUGAUGAAUGCAAGCUCCUCUGACUCUCAUAUGGAAAUAGAGGCUGUGCGGAGUCCAGGGAAAGAUCUCGAUAGGCCCCCAGAUGAGAGUAUGACUGAUUCUGGUGGUAGAAAAAUCAAAGAGGGGAAUUUAUCCAUUGGUAAGCAGAAUGGCAAGUUAGGGUCUCAUACCCAGGUGUAACGUUGUCGCUGGUGACUCCCCUAUCCUUUUUUGCUUGUUAUAAUGAAUGUUAUCUGUUGGAAUUGUCGGGGUGUCGGUAGUAAAUUUUUCCACUCUCUUAUUAGAGACCUCAGAAAAGAAUAUAGUGCUAAUUUCAUUAUUCUGUUAGAGCCUCAGAUAAGUGGGUCGCGUGGCGUUCGGAUUAGGAAUAAUAUAGGGUUCGAUAGCUCUUUCAUUGUUGAAGCUAAUGGCAGAUCUGGUGGGAUCUGGUGCCUCUGGGACUCUGGUACUUGGAAGAUUGAUGUCCUGGAUCAUAAUAGCCAGAUGGUGCAUCUCAAGGUUGUUGGUGGUGACUCGACCCCCUGGCUCCUAUCUGCGGUGUAUGGUAGCCGCCAUCGCGUUAACAGAAGAAUCCUUUGGAGUAAUUUGCGAUCCCUGGCGGGUAAUAUUACCAUUCCUUGGUGUUUUCUAGGUGAUUUCAAUGCUAUGCUCCACAAUUAUGAACGAAGGGGAGGCUCUACUAAUGUUGUUCAUAGUGCUUGUUCUGAUUUUCAGAGUUGUAUCUCAGACUGUGGGCUUAUUGAUCUGGGUUUUGUGGGUUGGCCUUUUACUUGGAGAAGAGGUAACAUUGUUGAGAGAUUGGAUAGAGGGUUGAGCAAUUUGGAGUGGCAAUUAUCGUUCCCUGAGGGCACCGUGAGGCACUUGUCCAAUUUUAAUUCUGAUCACUCUCUUAUUUGUCUGCAACCACACACUACUUCCUUUCAAAAUAGGAAUCGGAGGCCUUUUCGGUUUGUUGCGGCUUGGCUGGCGCACCCGGAUUUUUCAAAUUUGGUUUCUAAUUCCUGGGAUGUCUCUUCUUCUUGGAACAGUGGUGUUAUCAGCUUUAAAAAUUUUUUAAAAGAUUGGAAUACAAAUAUUUUUGGGGAUAUUUUCAAGAGAAAAGAACACUCUUGAGAAGGCUUCAAGGUAUUGCUUCCAGUUUGGCUACUAGUUUUAAUCGUAAUUAUUUUCUGGAGAACCUUCAGAAUCAGUUUUGGGAAGAAUAUGAGGAGGUUCUGACUCAUGAAGAAUUACUUUGGUUUCAAAAAUCAAGAUGUAAGUGGAUUGAAUUUAGUGACCGAAACACAAAAUUUUUCCAUGGCUCAACUAUGGUUAGGAGAAGAAGGAAUAAAGUAACUUCCCUCAUUGAUGAUUUUGGUAAUUUGAUCACUGAGCCAAAGUUAUUAGAAGACUUAGCUAAGAAUUUUUUUGUGGAUCUUUAUAAGGACUCCUUGCCUGAUGUUCCUUUUGUUCUCAGUAAUUCAUUCCCUAACGUUAGUAGUGAAGAGCUCAACCAGAUCGGCAGCAUGGUUUCUAAUAUGGAGAUUAAGGAAGUUAUUUUUAAUAUGGGAAGUUUUAAAGCACCGGGAAGAGAUGGCCUCCAAGCUGUUUUUUAUCAAAGUCAAUGGGAUCGUGUUGGAACUGAUCUGUGCUCCUUGGUACAACAAAUUUUUGUGGAGCCAGAGAAAGUUGGGAAAAUUAAUGAAACCCUUAUCACCCGUAUUCCUAAAUCUGACUCGGUUACCAGCCUCAAGCAAAUGCGCCCCAUCAGUCUUUGUAAUGUCACUUAUAAAGUGGUUACCAAGAUUAUUGCUAAUCGACUGCGGAAGCUCAUGAACAAUAUUGUCCAGCCCACCCAAUGUAGUUUUGUUCCAGGUAGACAAAGCUCUGACAAUAUUAUUAUUGCUCAGGAGGUGAUUCAUUCAAUGAGAAAUAAAAAAGGGUUCGAGAGGCUGGAUGGCUAUCAAAAUUGAUUUGGAGAAGGCUUAUGAUAGGCUCAAGUGGAGUUUUGUUGAAGACACGCUCAAGGAUAUUGGUUUUCCUUCUCAGAUGGUUAAUCUUAUUCUUCAUUGCAUUUCUACAGCCAGAAUGAGAGUUUUAUGGAACGGUGAAGAACUUGAUGAAUUUACUCCUUCUAGAGGCAUUCGUCAAGGAGACCCCAUCUCCCCUUAUAUUUUUGUCCUCUGUAUAGAAAGGCUCUCUCAGCUUAUUAAUGCGGCAGUUGAUCAUGGCUUCUGGAAACCUAUUCGCCUUAAAAGGGAUGGGCCUGCCUAAUCUCAUUUGUGUUUUGCGGAUGAUCUCAUUCUUUUCUCAGAAGCUAGACUUGAACAAGCUGAGAUUAUUAACAAGUGCUUGGCAGCCUUUUGUGAUAGUUCUGGUCAGAGAGUUAGCUAGGAAAAAACUAGAGUUUUCUUCUUCAAAAAUGUGGGUAACAAUGUGCGCGCCGAAAUCAGUAGUUCUCUGCACUUCUCCAGGACGGAUGAUCUCGGUAAAUACUUGGGGGUUCCUCUCCUACAUUCCAAAGUUUCGAAGCAUACUUUCAACGAUAUCAUUAACAAGUUGAAUGCGAGAUUAAAUUCUUGGAAGGCCUCAUCCUUAUCCUUAGCUGGCAGAGCGACUCUGGUGAAAUCUGUUCUUUCUUCUUUACCUAUUUAUACUAUGCAAACUGCUUUGUUACCUGUCUCUACUUGUAAUGUUAUUGAUCGUAAAUGCAGGAGUUUUCUUUGGGGUGAAACUAACAGCUCCAGAAGGAUUCACCUUCUAAGCUGGGAUAAAGUUUGCAAGCCUAAAAAGUCAGGAGGGUUAGGUAUUCGCCACGCCAGCACUAUGAACCACGCGUUCAUGGUGAAAGCGGGUUGGGGCCUAGUAGAAAGGAGGGAUUCUCUUUGGGCGAAGGUGGUUCGCUCAAAAUACAACGGAGGGAAUGACAUUAUUUCAAGAGUGGAAAGGAAGAGACAAGAAUCAAAUUUUUGGAAAGGCAUUUGCAGAGUUUGGCCUGAAGUUCAACAGAACCACAUCUGGAGAAUUGGAGAUGGAUCCAAAAUUAAUUUUUGGAACCAUAACUGGGUCCCUGAGUUAGGGCCGUUGGUGCAACAUGCUAAUCAGGUUAGUUGUAAUAUUGAUGAGUUUAGUUUUCUUACGGACUUUCUUUUGGUAACAGGGAACUGGGACGUGGGGAAGCUGGAUACUUGGCUGGCCGAGGAUGUUAUUAAAAAGAUAGUGGCUAUUGCACCCCCCUCACCUUGGAAACAAAGUGAUCAUAUUGCUUGGAACCUUUCCUCAGAUGGAGCCUUCAACCUGAAGAAGACAUACCAGAAGCUUAACAGAGACUCUUCUAGUCAGAAUGAUAGGUUGUUCAGCCUGAUCUGGUCUUGGAAAGGACCUGAAAGGAUCCGGUCUUUUAUGUGGCUGACCUCUCACGGUGCUAUCUUGACAAAUUUGGAAAAAACCCGACAUCAGCUUUCCAAUACUGUAACCUGUCCGCGUUGCAACACUUGUGACGAAUCCAUCAUUCAUGUCCUCCGCGAUUGUCAGUUUGCUAAAAGAAUCUGGGUUCCCCUUUUACGUAACGUUGGUCUUAAAGCAGAUUGGUUCGCUGGUUUCCUCCUAUAGAGGGCCGUCUCAAGCUCAAUGUGGACGGUUCGUUUGUUUCUCACUCAAAUGGUGCUGCUUGUGGUGGUAUUAUUAGAAACCAUCUUGGUCACUUUUUGAAGGGGUUCACUUGCAAUUUGGGGAGCUGCUCUAUAAUGCAAGCAGAGCUCUGGGGUAUUAAUCAUGGCUUACAAGUUACGGCUGCUAAUAAUAUCACGAACAUCAUUGUGGAGUCAGAUUCUAUCUCGGCUUUAAACUUCAUCAAGAAAGGGUGUCCUGGUUCCCAUCCUUGUGCUCCUCUGGUUGCUGAUAUCUGCAUGUUAGUAGGUCGUAUUCCUAAUAUUCAAUGGUCCCAUACCCUUCGCGAAGCAAAUUUUGUAGCGGAUCAUCUUACCAAGAAAGGACAUGAGUUGCCUUUUGGUGUCCACCUCUUUGAUGCUGCUCCUCCUGACAUCCUCCAUAUGUUGGCGCAUGAUUGUUCGG
Molecule: messenger RNA, 5209 nt
Organism: Arachis ipaensis
Lineage: Eukaryota; Viridiplantae; Streptophyta; Magnoliopsida; Fabales; Fabaceae
Source: RefSeq, a predicted model, not a curated record